Molecule: messenger RNA, 3888 nt
Organism: Fopius arisanus
Lineage: Eukaryota; Metazoa; Arthropoda; Insecta; Hymenoptera; Braconidae
Gene: Vang
Product: Strabismus domain-containing protein Vang
Biological process (GO): Wnt signaling pathway, planar cell polarity pathway; multicellular organism development; establishment of planar polarity
Cellular component (GO): plasma membrane
Source: RefSeq, a predicted model, not a curated record
UUAAAAAAAAAAUUCAUCUUGGGUAUCAAUUCGUUGCAUUAUUAGGUUCUUCGGUCAGUAAGAACAAGUAAUGAUGUCUGGAUUUAUGUUUUUUAACUUUUUUUUUCACGUCUCUAUUUCGAUGAUUUCCCAGGCGGUGCUGCCCCCCAAGUGCCGAAAUGAAUUCCAGCCGACGGAUUUCUAAUGGACGGUAGAGUUGUUCUUAAGUUGAUACAUGAGAACUUGUCCGAAUAUCCCGAGAAUCCCCUAGGUCUCAUGUUUUUUUUCUCUCCCCUUCUCUGUUGCUCUCAAGUUUGUGUCCCUUGGAUGAAAAUUAUGAGAGGAAUUCCAAAGGGGGUGACCGACGAUCCUGACGAUCGUAAACGUGAGGCGUGUCGGCGUCUGUUUUUCAUUUUUUCAUUGUAAUUAUGAAAGUGACAUGAAUUGUUCUUGGUCGCUCCCAGGGAUGUUGGCGGGAUUAUUUGUGGGAUAUUAGUUGGGGUGGGAGGAUUUUAAGAUGGUUUGUGGUGAAAGGUAAUUUGGUUUUCGUGUUGAAAGCUACAUGAGGGGAAGCAAGAUCGUAAAACUCGAGCAGUUGAGCAUACACUAUGCCAGGAAGGUGUUUGACCUGGUGGAGCAGCAGCUGACGAGAAUUUCCAAUUGUUUUCAGUUGGUGAAAUGAGGGAUAUGUGAAAUGAUAUGAUUAUCUAGUUUUGUCAUGUCAGUACGUGAAUACGUGGUUUGUCCUGAGCUUCGGGGGUAUGUUUUGGGGUAAUUUUCGGUAGCCAAUGCUGUGGUAUGGAGACAGAGAGCAUAAAGUCAGGGGCUAGCGAGCAUAGCCACAGCCACCACAGUAGGAGUUCAUCCAAACAUUAUCGUUCACAUAGCAAUAAAACACAGCAUCAUAGACAGCAUUCCCAUCGUAAUUCCAGGAAUAGCAGAAGUCAACGGAAAGAAAGACCGACCUUCGACUCCUGCGAAAUGGCGCCAUUUCAAACAACCGUAAAUGUUCGUGUGAAUAGUGUAGAAAAUGUGGGACAAGAAGUUAUUGAAGUACAAAUCCUUCCUCAGGAUGAGAAUUGGGGUGAGAACACAACAGCGGUCACUGGAAAUACAUCGGAUCGUUCGGAAUCAACGGAAGAUGUCAGUCACUGGCCGAUUGAAACGGAUGGGGCGUUUAAUUUCACAUGUAAUAGAUAUUUAGCACCAGUUGUUGCUGCAGCCCUCGGUGCCGGUGCCUUUUUGAGCCCAAUUGCAAUGGUUGUACUGCCAAAAUUGGGCUUUUUCCCAGAUUCAUCAACGGUACUAACAAUGCAACAGAGACUUCAACUUCUAUCGUGUAAUGCUGAAUGUAAAGGACAAUUACUCGGUUUGGCAUUUAAAUUAGUAUUACUGGCUAUUGGAAGCUGGGCGAUUUUUCUGCGGCCUAGAAAUGCAACAAUGCCUAGAGUAUUUUUAUUCAGGGCUGGAGUACUUGUAUUGACGUUACUCUGCAUUUGCUCUUAUUGGCUAUUCUACGUUGUGCAGGUGACCGAAAGUGCAAAAACCGCCGCUAAUGGUGAGAUAACAGAGUACAAAAGUUUAGUUAAUUAUGCUGGGACUUUCGUGGACACUCUUCUCUUCAUCCAUUACAUCGCAGUCCUCUUAAUUGAAAUACGUCACCGGCAGCCGACAUUUUAUAUUAAAGUAGUGAGAUCGCCAGACGGAGAGUCACGAUCCUAUGCAAUAGGUGACUUGUCAAUUCAGCGUGCAGCAGUAUGGGUGUUAGAGAAAUAUUAUACUGAAUUUCCAGUAUACAAUCCGUAUUUGGAUCGUCUACCAGUGUCUAAAUCCGGUCGUAAGCAAUCGAGUUUCAAGUUUUAUGACGUGGAUGGUGGAGUCAAUACAAAUAUUCCACCAACUCCUCAACGAGGGGGUGGAGACAGAGCUGUAUUGGCUGCCCAGGCGCGUAGAAGGGACUCAAGUCACAAUGAGAGAUUCUACGAGGAGCACGAUUAUGAGAGAAGAGUUAAGAAGAGAAGAGCAAGACUGAUAACAGCAGCAGAAGAGGCAUUCGCUCACAUUAAGAGAUUACACUCGGAGGCUGAAUUGGCACCAAAUCCUGGCCCAAUGGAUCCUAUGGAAGCCGCACAAGCUGUAUUUCCAUCAAUGGCUCGUGCCCUGCAAAAAUAUCUCAGGGUAACGAGACAACAGCCGAGGCAUUCAGUGGAAUCGAUUCUCGGGCGUCUCGCGAGAUGUUUGGCACAGGAUGCUGCACCCAAGGCAUUUCUCGAGCCUUUUUUCACUGCUAGCCCCGUCUUGUCUAACGAGAAAGAACGUCAGAGGAAGUCACAUCAUUGGGCACUCGUUUGUGAAGGUGAACUACCAUCGAGGUCGUUGUCGCAGGGGUGUGAAUUUCAAUUGCGACAAGGGGAGGUUGCAUUGCUCUGCACUGCGUACAGAUUGCCACAUUUCAGCUUGACGGAGCAGCUUGCGCAUCCUAAAUCUAACAAAUUCCUUCUCAGGCUCAAUUCGGAGACAUCAGUUUGAGGGAAUUAGCUGUGCAGUUGUGGAGUUGCAGCAGUAAGAUGGAUGCAGACAAUUUUAAUAUUAUUUCUCGCAGAUAAACUCGACGGGUUUACUCGGUAGAUGUGGAAGGUUUUAUAAAUGGACAAACCGGUAAUUAUUGUUUAGUAUUAAUUACAUAUAACUGCCGUGUUUCAUGAUAGAGCGCGAACUAUCGAUGCCGUACUCUGCCUUUGAUAUAUGUACAAUCGGAUACAUAUAAUGUAACUCUAAUUUUUGCUACAAAGGGGAGGAAAAUUGAGAUUGAAAUGCACAGACUAGUACAGGAAGAGAAUAUUUUUUCAAUAAGCCGCUGUACGUUUAAAUAAUUAUUAUUCAUAGCUGAAUAUUUAUAUUGACUGUAAGGAGAAUUUUUUGCAAACAUGCAGCUACAUUCCAAGUGGAAAACAAACUGAAAUAAUAAUUAUGAGAAGCUAUAUGGAUUAAUUAUCUAUGAAAUAUCUGUUAGAGCACAAAAGAGCGCUUGGUGUAUGUAACUGCCAAAGUAUUUCAGCAGCAAACUGAUUAUAUUCAUGGAGAUUUACAUAUUAUUUUAAUGAGAGAAAUUAAUACAACUGCCUAACGCAUAUUGUUCUAAAGUUUAAAAUAUUUCUCGAGUACUUUAUAUUUACAUAUCAAGGCUUCACUGAUUAAAUGCUUUUGUAUAUAAUUUUAAAGACUGUAAAACAAUAAUUUUACAAGACAGAGUGAAGGAUUUUUUCAUUGGAAGUAACGAAUAUUGAGGAUUUCUUAUCUUCCACUAGAGUGCUGUGAAAGAACUGUGGACUUACAAUAAGUCGAUUUCAGUUGAGCAUCGGGUUUGUAAAAUAUCUGACAAUCCGCAGAAAACGGCACAUUUUGUUAGGCGAUGUAUAAUUUGUAAUGAUUUUUUUAUUCAAAUAGCCAUAUCUUAUUUCACCACUUUUACGCAAGGAUAAAUUACGAUCUAAUGAAGGUGCGUGAAGCCUUAAUAACGUACUAUUAAUAUUCUUUUGAAUCCACAAUGAAUUGUUUCAAUUCAUCAGUAAAUCAUUCGCUUCCCGAUCGAAUGCAAUGUAGCUUUUUAACAAUCAUUUUAAUUCUAAGCGUUUUAUAAAGAAUAUCUUUUUCAUCAUUAUUUAUGUGUGAGCAUGACAUGACAGCUGUAAGCAUCAUUCAUUCAAUCGUAAAUUAAGUUUAUAUUAUUGUAAAGUGAGAAGAACCUUUGGAAGUUGAUCUCUGGCAAUUGUUUGUACUUAGAACUGGAAUAAAAAUAUAAAAACCAAACAAUUAAUAUCUCCAGCGCAUUUGUACAGGAUUAACUGUUUAAAUGUGUAAAGGGAAGAAAUGUCAAGUGUGGAGUGAAUAAAAAUUUUACGAGUGUAA